UGGACUUUGUUCUCCCUACUACAAAAUCCUCCCUCCAGACCUGGAUGUCAAAGGUGGCUCAGAAUCUGAGCAGCACAGGAGAUCAAUCAAAGGAUCUUGUUAGUCAUCUGUAUGACCUUCCAGGAGCCACCUCAAAAAAAGAUGAAGCCAAACAAGCAUCUGAAGAAAAACAGUCUAAACAGCUGAAGGACGCCAAAGCAAUUACCAAGGCUCAGCCAGAGGAACUGCCAUUCCCCGUGGCUGGUAGUGCCACGAUCCAUGGGCAAAAUAUCAGUGGUCUAGGAAGAGAAGAUUUGAAAGGGAAAAUCUUGCUUGCCCACCUUGCUGCUAGUGAGCAAGAUGAAGUUAUUGGAGAAAGUUGGGCUCUUCCCACAACAGUACUGCCAGUGGAAGUCUCCUCCACCCCACAGUCAGCAGUGGACAUCUGUCCCCAUGAUGUUUUGUACGUUUCUGAUCUCAUCACAUUUUCCUCUCGCUUUUGUGGACCAAAUACACCUUUAAACAAGCCUAUGGUCUUCGGUUCAUCUCUCGAAAUGGUUGAGGUUAUCAUGGAACUAAUCACCACCACGGACCGGGGUCGAGGCUUUGCAAUGCUCUUUGAAUACAAGAACAUCACUGAACCUGAUACUGUAGAUGCUUUGCGGCAGGAGAGAAAGGAAAACAUGAUGAUGCUGGCAAUUAUAACAGGGAUUGUCUUCUUUGCACUUGCUUUGCUCUCUGCCCUCUGCGUAGCGUGCAGGCAGAAAACGUGCCCCAAAAGGAGCUCAUCCAACGCGUGCAGUGACCAGGAGAACGGGAUCCAGAACUCUGCUGUCGAUAUCAAUGAGCUCCAGCUCGUGGUGCCAAGUCGGGAGAAUGAAAACAACAAUCACUCUGUCAGCCGGGAGCAGGCGGUCAUUUCUUGUGGAGGCAGCACAGAACGGUCUCCUCAGGAUACUGAUCCAGACAUGCCCUCCUCCACAUCUGCAGUGACCACCGAGACUGGGAGCGAUGAAGUGUUUAUUAUUUCCGCUGGGCCUGGGGCCAGUGGGCUGAGCUUUACCACUUACAGAACACAGGACAAAAACCUAAAAAGAAGUGUCACAAGCCCAGCCUCCGUAUCUGACUGGCUGACUUCUAAUCACGUGGCUACAGGAGCAGACACUGUUGAGAAGGGGAACGUCCAGAUGGAAAAUCAUUAUCCCAGACAACGAACGUGGAGUGCCCGCACUUUCCAUGAUUUCCUGGCUCCUAUACCACAGCUCCAGAAAAAAUGGUGUAGUUGGACUACCAAUAGUCCCUUUACAAAGCUGGUUGACAACAGUGGUUUUCCUACAGCUGCAAGAACCCAAGGUGUUCCCACCAGAAAAGUAAUUUCAGCCACUGAGAUAGAGGGAGCUUUAGAGACUGUUUACUCUGAUUCAUCUACCAGUAAUGCCUCAUAUCCCCUCACUCUGUCUGCACAAAGGCAGCGGAAGCUGAGCUCCUGCAACUUGAAGAAAUCCAGGUUUGGGAAUCCUUGUUUUGGAUUUUUAACCAGUUCCCCUGACAGCAAACAUAUGAGGUCCUUGGACCCUUCAAGACACCUAGGGACAGUAUCUCCAGUUAACAGUCAGAGCCCCAAAAAUCCUCUAGAAGGCUCCAACCCCCUGAAAAUCAACUUGGUCAAUGGUUCAAAAACAAAGGAGCUUGUGGUAGAAACAGAAAAAAGCAAACCAGUUUUUGUCAUUUCUGAAGAGGGGGAUGAUCAGCAGCCUUUGGUCCUAGCAGAACAUCUCAGUCAAUGCGGAGAUCAUCUGUCUGAGCAAAAUGCUACGUACGCUCCAGCAAGAGCUGUGCCAGACAAACAGCCAGUGGUUCUGACUGCUGAGGGCAACAGUUCUGCCAGCUUCACGUCAGAUCUUCCCCUUUGGGCAAAACCCCCUGGUUUAUACAAAGGUCAUCUGAAGGCCCCUAGGUCUUCCAGGGACCAGCAGAGCUUGCCACCUGUAGCUGCUAAUACUACUGAGAUCUCACUGAGCUUUGAUACCUUAGCUAAUCCUACGCUAUGUCCAGCUUCAGUCCAGUGAUGCCCUCAGAAAGACUAGAACAUCAGUUCAUCAAACAGAUGCAACAGGCAUAUGACUGGAGUGGAACUGUGUCGAGUAGUGGAGAGCAGCAGUUAUAGAUGGAUGCAACUUUGGGCUUUGCCACCCACUGAUAGAUUGGGAUUAUGAGCAUACUUAACAUAGCGCAGCACAAACACCAUCUUCCCUUAUGCUCAUUAACCUCGAAACUCCAUGCAUAAGAAUAGAUUUGAUGUGGUUUAUACAAGAAAGCAUCCUGUGAAAAGGUAUUUCAGACUGCAAAACAUCUUUUCUGAAAUGAGAAAUGAAAGUGAUUUGAGAUGGUUACUUCAUGGCUUAUAUCUGAAAUGUAAAUCAGUCCCCUGUCACUGUGGUAUUACUUGAGUCUUUCUGUUCAAAGCUAUGAGUUAAACUCUACUCGUAGGCGUGCCUGUACAAUUCAAACCUGGCCUAGCCAAUGGUAGAAUUCAAUCAUGCAUGCUAGUGUACAGUUUUGUAGACUUAAUUUUAAACAGUUCAUAACUUUUGCACUCUAGCACAGUUUACCAAGCAUCAGCAUCUCUAUUAAAGAACAUGACUAUCAUAUUCUGACUCUUAAGAAAAGUGUACAGACAAGCUGAGCAACCCCAAUACUGAAUGUUUGUUCUACUCUGAAAGUCUGCAGUAUUAUCGUUGUUAGAUGUACAUAA
Messenger RNA from Struthio camelus australis, 2734 nucleotides. The record is from RefSeq and is a predicted model, not a curated record. NCBI's taxonomy places the organism in Eukaryota, Metazoa, Chordata, Aves, Struthioniformes, Struthionidae.